AUGUCACCCCAUAAGCGGAACGUCGUAUCUCACGAUCAGAUUCACGCACCGGGUGGGCAGAACGAUAUCGGUUCGUACGCGCGAGCGUCGUCGACGUCGAGCCGAGGCGACGCUGGCGUCCACGCACCGUUCUCGAAAUAGCACCGUCUAAUCCCCGCCACCCCGUUCGUCUUCUAUGACGCCUUUUCGGGUCGCGCUUAGUUACCACCUCUCGAGGGGAGCUGGCACAACCCAGUCGUAAGCAACGCGAUAAACCAACGACAUGCGUGCCAAUCAACCGCGAACGGACAGCUCGGGAAACGCGUGUGCCCGACCGGAGGACAUCCCUGGUGACGUCCACGCUCAAGGAUAAUUCGCUCGACCGGAACUAUGACCUGAAUCUCCGAGACACCGACUCUCGAUUCCGCCCAGAGUCGUUGACGUCCUCUUCGCUCCGAGGAGACCGACGUCCCUCUCGCCAUCGAGAGUGCAACACCUGUGGAUACGCUCGUGAUCGUCGAACCAACGUUUCCGUGAAAAUCAUUGAAUUUACUGAAACGGAAGCCGACGGACCAAAAUAGAGGAUGCUGCGCGUUCCAAGAGAAGAUGGCCUUUUUGAGCUGCCGAUAAGACAGGAGAAUCGUGCAUUUAUUUAGACUGGUCGACCGAAUAGUAUUAUUAAUUUUUCGACGGUCGACGCGUGGGCGUCUGCCGGUAGAAGGAAACGCUGCCUCGUUCGAAGUAUCAUCUGGUUCCAGGUAUAUUUGGUCCCGACCGUGCAUUGCUCCAAAUUUAUAUUUGCGCUAAUUAUACCCCGGUCCGACGUAUGGUUUGUCACCUCGCGUAGAGGCACGGGCGGCAGCAACGAGACACCGACGCUCGAAAUUCGCUGAUGCGCCCGCAAUAAAUGUAAAUAUUAUGACUCGGCUUCACCGACCGACGUCGCGUGGAAAAAAUACGAAAAAGGAAACGUGUCAGCGGUCCGGGGUAUAUUCGGGAAUUCGGAUCCGUGCACCGGGGGAUCCGUUUUUACAAUCUCGAUACGUAAUAUCGACACGAUACAAGGCGAAACCGCUCGAACACGGUAACGGGGGCUCUGAAAAUAGAUCACGAAGACGCAGUAUCACGGAAUUACCGUCUUUCUGUGAACAACUAUGUAUAACGGGCGAGUUCGUGAACCGCGCCACGAAAACUUUUACCGAACGUUCUAUUUGAUUUAGUCGAGGAUCGUAGGAGAACGAAUGAGAGAACAGAGAAAGGGAAGAGAAACGGAAAAGAGCGUCGCGUAAACUGAACGUAAAGGAUGUUGCCGCGAACGAGAAGACGAACGUUUACUACUACGAGGAAAGGAAGGAAAUAAAACAGCGAAGGAAUUUGUCGAAUCUAGGAGAGAUUUAAAAUAGUGGGUAGAGGAAAAGGAAGCCUGAAACUGGUAGCGAGAGAAAGAUUCGAGCAUGAAGCCUUAGAGAGUAAAUCGAUUAAAUUAUAGAAGACUUUUGAGGCAAGGACUUGGCUGCGUUUUCAAACAAAGCAAACUUAAAAGAACGAUAAACUAAUCGAAUUUAGAGAAGGAUAGCCAACGAGUUCCGGAGUGAUUAUCGAAGGAACCGACGUUGAAUCCAUGUGCCAGAGAACGAACGUCGCACGUCGUCCAAUUCUCAUCGCAACGGAGGUGAAAAGUUUGCCCGAUCGACUAAACGCUCGGGCCGAUCAUGUUUUGCGGUGGAUAACAGCGUGGAGAAGGCUGAAGAAAAAGACGCGACAUGUACGGACGCCAGGACGACUCGAACAACGCGCAGCCACCGUGGUUGGUGCGCGCAGAGGUCACCAUUCGCCAUAGCUCUCCGACCACCUCCGAGUCCGGACAGACGCCUGUAGACGUAUCGUCCACGGUGACGGAUUCGGGAGGCGUUCGCAUGAUCUAUCGAUGGAACACCAGUCAGUCUCCGUCGACCCCUCCCACGCCUGUUCCGUCCCCUCCGCCGGGUUCGUACGGUUUCCAGCGAGGGAACAUACUGUUCACGUCGACGCCACCUCCGAGACCACCUCCGGGACCACCUCCGGGAUCGUUCACGUUCCCUAGGUCGGGAUCGUCGGGGAACGACGAGUCCGGGUACAACAGCGAACGGUUCUCGCCGCACUCCUACUCGAGCUUACCCUCUCGCCGUCCGUCCCAGCAGUACAGUCGACGAUGCAAGAGCACCUGCAGCAUCUUCCUGUCCGCCGUCGACACCACGGACGGCUCCAAGAAAGACGCCGCCAGCAGAACAACCACGGAACCCGGCAAACAUGCCUGCGAUCACUCUUGGCGUCACCACUCGUCGCAUCAGCACGUAUUCUCGCGUCACCAGUUCAGCACCGUGCCGGAAGCGAGCGAGGAAGGGGCAGAGGAGACGUCCAGCCUGUUCGCCACGCAAUUCAGUAGCAAGGACAAGGUUACCACCAAGACCACCAUCAGCAAGGACGCCUCAUCCCAAACCACGGAUAUAGAGUCCAAGGAAUCCUCGGUGGCCUUCAGCAAGAGCAAAGUUAGGAGGAAAGCGGCUACCGGUCUCUAUCAUUUGGACGAGCAGAAGAAGAAGAAGAAGCAAGAGAGUCAAUCGCCAACAGCAUCCGAGACCACGAGCAUCGGACCUUCAGUCGAAUCGGACAAGUCCGACUCCUCGACGAAGGACGACAGCGGGAAACGGAAGUCGCGCACCGUGCACAUCGACGUGUACUGCACGGGCACCGAGGACGACGACGAGGACAACACGGAUUCGUCCACCGAGAACGAAUGCGACACCCCGUUGACCGUUUUCGAGAAUCCAGAUCUAAGAGUGACCCACACGGAAGCACCUGUCGAUGCGCUACCACGAGGAUUUCUGGACGACAAAGCUUUCCUGAAGCGCGCGACGGAACGACGAUGCGACAGUUUCAAGCACCCACCGUUGAGGAUGCCCUCGUUGACCAGCUCCAAGGGUUACGACAGCGACGACGUCCUCAGCUCCCUCUAUCCUUCGCCCUUCAGCUCUUACAGCGCUCUUCGCGAUCCCGAUUCCGUGCCCUGGUCAGCGGCUUCCUCGAACGCCGGUGUCCCCUUUGACUACGACUCGGCGGUAGCCACUUCCUCGAAGGACACGUUCUCCGACAUCGAGUCGCUGCUGAACACCGGCACGGGCCUGACUCCGUGCGACAGCUUCGAGUACGCCAGUUCCAGCGAUCGCGAACGGAUACGAAGAAUGGAGGAGAUCUGGUCCAAGUCGGAGACGGGGGGGAACAGGAGCUGGCGAUCGCCGCAAAUAGAACGCAGAUACAUGCUACGGAAUAGGAAAAUUAGGGACCGUCUAGAGAAGCACGAGGAGGGCUGGUCGUCGGCGGACAGCGGCGAGGACACCGACGAAAGCGGCACGGUCGGUUGGAGUUUCGUGUCCAGCGAGGAAAGUCAGAUGAUGGUUAAGAAAACCUCGACCGUUCGACGGUCGAGCAGAAGCACGGUCGAGUCUGUAGAAAGAAAUGUAAUAGAGGCGAAGGAAGCGGAACCUCUGCGGAGGGAUUCACAGGUGGAUCGGUCCGACUCUACGGCCAGGAGCGAUCGUAUUCCUCAUUACGCUCUACGCGAACAAGUCGGACCUUUCGGUUCCAACAGCCCAUCCCCUCGCCCUUCGAAAGUUCCGUCGCGCGUUACCUCGCCGUUCAUGACCCCUCAGGGUGAGAGAACAGAUCAUAUCAUAAAGGCUUCGAUAUUCGGUGCGGUGGUGAACGCGUUUCGCAAACCAGGCCACCACGUAGGACCUGCCAAGAAUCCGUCGUGUUCCUGCGAGCAUUGCCGAAGACACUUCGAAGAACUGAACUCGCGGGAACGAUCCAGCUCUAUAAGCGAAUUCGAGCGACAAACCGGCUUUCGGUUGCACACCGAGAGGAAAAUCGUUCGUCCUAUACCGAGAAACUGUAAAUCGUGAGACGGUUUCCAAGGACCGCUUUAAAUAUCGUAGUAUUCCUGCUUUGCGAGAGAAUUGCGUUAAAAUGAAUUAUCGUUGCGUAAGGUUGUGUUGUAUAAUACGUGACGCGUGUGUUUAAAUUAUAUUUAUUGAUCAUGAUGCCAUACGUAUUCCAUAAUCGUAGUUUUCUUUUCUUUUUUAUUUAUGACAGGAAUAAAAUUCGCCGAAACAUUCUGCUGACUGUCGAGCAUUUAUUUAAACUAGCGGAUACACACGAUUAUUUAUGCUGUUCAUGCUGUUAAUAAAUAUUGAUUGUGAUA
This is a messenger RNA of Hylaeus anthracinus, 4219 nucleotides long. RefSeq names its product dentin sialophosphoprotein. The record is from RefSeq and is a predicted model, not a curated record. The transcript has 2 exons. The coding region runs from base 1743 to 3920 and encodes 725 amino acids. Lineage: Eukaryota; Metazoa; Arthropoda; Insecta; Hymenoptera; Colletidae.